Akanthomyces muscarius is the source of this 1566-nucleotide messenger RNA. RefSeq lists its product as uncharacterized. Bases 1 to 1566 code for a protein of 521 amino acids. The record is from RefSeq and is a predicted model, not a curated record. Gene Ontology annotation, molecular function: transmembrane transporter activity. Lineage: Eukaryota; Fungi; Ascomycota; Sordariomycetes; Hypocreales; Cordycipitaceae. Gene Ontology annotation, cellular component: membrane. Gene Ontology annotation, biological process: transmembrane transport; amino acid transport. The transcript has 5 exons.
AUGGCUUCUCACGAGGCAGUCGGCGAGAAACCAGCAGAGUCACUGCCGCUGCGAGCAACAAAGGACUCCCCCUCUUUUGAUCGCCAUACGUCCAACGAGCUCACAAACGCUUCUGGGCACAAGCAAGAGCUGGGGCGAAAUUUUUCGUUACUCAAUAUAUGCGGCAUCGCUGCUACGACGGGCAACUCUUGGACGGCAAUAGGCGGCAGCGUGGCUAUUGCUAUCUACAAUGGAGGACCCCCUGGUGUCAUAUAUGAGUUCAUCGCUGUAUCGGUAUUCUACUGGCUGAUCGCAGCAUCCAUUGCCGAGCUGGCAUCGGCGAUGCCAUCUUCGAGCGGAGUAUACCACUGGGCAACCGUAAACGCCGGUCGAUACGGACGCAUCUUUGGCUGGUUUGCUGGCUGGUGGAACUUUUUCGCCUGGAUCUUCGGCGCAGCCUCCAUGUCCUCCAUUGUCGCAAACCAGACUGUCAGCAUGUACAGCCUGUUCCAUGUCGACUUCAAAGCGCAGCCAUGGCACGUCUUUGUCAGCUACAUGAUUUGCACCUGGAUCUGCUGUGCCAUUGUUCUCUUCGGCAACAAAGCUCUUCCUGCUCUGGGAAACAUUGGGCUGUUCUUCAUCAUCUCUGGCGUCUUGGUCACAAUCAUUGUCUGCGCAGUGAUGCCCAGCGUCAACAACACCCCGUACGCCUCCAACAAAGACGUGUGGCAGCAGUGGACAAACGAAACCGGAUACUCGGACAACGGGUUUGUUUUCGUCGCCGGCAUGUUGAAUGGUGCCUUUGCCGUGGGCAGCACCGAUUGCGUUGCGCAUCUCGCAGAGGAGAUACCCGAGCCGAGUCGCAACAUCCCGAAAGCUAUGGCCGCGCAGUACAUCAUCGGUUUCACUACAGCAUUUGUCUACAUGAUUGCAAUUUUUUACUCGAUUCACGACCUUCCUGGUGCCCUCAGCUCAACGCCGAUAUUUCCUCUCGCAGGCCUGUAUCAUCAAGCGACGGGCACACGAAGCGGCGCACUAGGUUUACUCGUCAUUGCCUUCAUUCCGACUUUUAUUACUGCCAUUGGCUGCUACAUUACGGCAGGUCGCACAUUCUGGACCUUGUCCCGCGACAACGCCACGCCAUUCAGCCGUGUCUUUCGCCAGAUCCACCCCCGGUUUCACAACCCAUUCAAUGCGACGCUCCUCUGCGGUGGCAUCUGCACAAUCAUGGGGUGCAUCUACGUGGGUUCGACGACAGCCUUUAAUGCAUUUGUCGGGUCCUACAUCAUCCUUUCCACUCUUUCAUAUCUCACUGCCAUUCUUCCGCAUUUGGUCAAUGGUCGCUCAAAGCUGACGCCUGGGUGGUUUUGGAUGGGGGGCCCAGUGGGGUUCAUCGUGAACGCCAUUGUUUGCGUAUACAUCCUGGCUUUCAUCGUCAUUUUCUGCUUCCCCUACUCAUUACCGGUGACAGCAUCGAACAUGAACUAUUCGUCGUUGAUAACAGGCGGAUUGUCCAUUUUUGUUUUGCUGUUCUGGUUCUGGCGGCGAGGGGAGUACGAAGCACCUCAGGUAGGAGCUACAAGGUGA